Messenger RNA from Capsella rubella, 1466 nucleotides. Its product is annotated as TVP38/TMEM64 family membrane protein YtxB. Bases 253 to 1149 code for a protein of 298 amino acids. The transcript is spliced from 4 exons. The record is from RefSeq and is a predicted model, not a curated record. Lineage: Eukaryota; Viridiplantae; Streptophyta; Magnoliopsida; Brassicales; Brassicaceae.
GGAAAUUAGUGGUAGGGGUAAUAAAAUCGGUGCAAGCAAAAGACAGAAAUCGAGGAGAAAACUUCCCUUUAGUGCGAUUUGCCCACAAAAUUUGUCUUUCCCACUUCACAAAUCUGUUUGGUUCGAUUGCAUUUUCAUCUAUUUCGAAUUUCCGAUCACUGGGUUUUCCCGUUUAAUCGGAAAAAUCCAGUGGAUUAGGUUUUUUUCCAAGCUCAGUGUUUGUUGUCUCUUUCUGUUUCUGGGUUAUAUUCGAUGACUGUUCCUGAGGACGAAAAGCCGGUUCUUGAGCUGCGGAUGAGAGACGAAGACGAUGAGGAGAAGGGUGGUUCUUAUGUGAAAUUGAGUGAGGGUUUAGAGAAAGGACAAGACUCAGAGCUGGAGAAGGAGGAAGAGGAAAAAGCUGAUUCGUCGCCGUUUUGGUUUUGGGUCAAGCUUUCUGUUUUAUACGGCCUUCUUGCUGCAUUGGCUAUCGUUGGUUACAUAUGGAUCGGUCCAUUGAUCAUGGAUAAGGAGCUUAUCCCGAUUAUACAAUGGGAGAUUAGGACUUUUACACAUCCUGUGUGCGGUCUUCUUGUCUUUGCAUCCGUGGCAAUAUUCCCGACAAUACUUCUUCCAUCUACACCAUCAAUGUGGAUUGCUGGGAUGACAUUUGGUUAUGGCUAUGGGUUUCUACUAAUUAUCUCAGCUGCAGCUGUUGGUGUAUCCCUACCUUACUUUAUUGGACAACUCUUCUGCCACAAAAUUCAAGGAUGGCUAGAAAGAUAUCCUGAUCAAGCAGCCGUUUUAAGAGCUGCUGGUGAAGGAAAUUGGCUUCACCAGUUCCGAUUAGUAACCUUAAUCCGGAUUUCUCCAUUUCCGUACAUUCUUUAUAACUACUGUGCUGUAGCAACUCGUGUUAAGUACGGUCCUUACAUAACAGGAUCUCUCGUAGGCAUGGUACCUGAGGUUUUUGUUGCUAUAUAUACAGGGAUUCUUGUAAGGACAUUAGCAGAAGCAUCUUCUGCAGAAGAACAGGGUCUCUCGGUUACACAGGUUAUUCUCAACAUUAUCGGCUUUUUAGCAACAGUGGCUACAACGAUUCUCAUCACGAAGUAUGCGAAAAGACAGCUGGAGACUAUGAAGAAAGAAGAGGAAGCAUUGCUGCAGUAAAUCUGUAAAACCACGUGACAAACCUCUGAGCUUCUGGUCUUUUGUCUCUCUGCUUGCUGUUUUGUAUCUGAAACAUUUCCUGUCCCCAUGCACAGUACAGGUCUAUUCGAAGAUGUGAAAGAGCUCUGGUUGUUUUUGUCCUUGGUUCUUUCACCUCUUUUAUUAACAACCUUUAAUGAGAAGAAAAAAAGGGGUUAACAAGCAAGUAUGAACAGAGGAACAAAACUAACACAAUUUCAAGUUUUCUUUAUUUUGUAAUUAUUGUAGUCAAUUCUUAAGUUUGACAUGAAUGAGAAGAAUCUUUUUUCUUUCUAACU